AUGACCGCAUUCGACACCGUCUGGCCAGCCGACUCUGUCGAGUUCUGUCCUCAUCCAAGUUAUCACAAUGUGUUCGUCUGUGGGACCUACAACCUUGAGCAGCCAGCACACACAAUUGACAAUGAACCGAACGAGGGCACGCCUCCGCCCGCCGAACGUCCCAAACAGAAGAGAACCGGUGAAUGUCUGCUCUUUGGGGUCGACGCGGAGGAUGAGCUUCAGUUCCCUUUGCUACAAAAGACAUCCCUGCCUGCAAUUCUUGAUAUGAAGUGGUGUCAUACAUCGCCUUCGGUCGAUCCUAUUCUUGCUAUAGCAGACUCAGAAGGCGGCAUCACACUUCACGCCUUACGAGGCAAACAGUCCCAACCAAGUUUCGAACAAACCUUCUCCAUUGCAUGCGCGUCCAAAGACCGGCGAUAUCCCAGCAGCUCUCUUGGCUCACUCAUUGUCUCGCUUUCCGAUGGGUCACUAGCGCUUCUGCGCCCAGAGAAUUCAAGCGGGCUCAUAGUAGCAGAAUCAUGGCAUGCGCAUGAUCACGAGCCAUGGAUAGCUGCAUGGAACUACUGGGACACCAACGUUGUUACUCAGGCCUGGGAUGUUCGACAAGACUUUACACAGCCUCUCUUCGUCAACAAGAGGUUCGACGCUGGGAUCACUACGAUCCAGAGUCACCCAUACGUCGAGCAUCUACUUGCCGUCGGAAGCUAUGAUAACACUGUUCGCUUGUUCGACGUCCGCAAGCCUCUUGUCCCCGUCGUCGAGGCUGACGUCGGUGGUGGCGCCUGGCGUGUAAAGUGGCACCCAUCUCCCGAGCGCAAGACCGACCUGCUGGUCGCCUGCAUGCACGAUGGCUUCAAAAUUGUCCGUUUCGGCCUCGGCGGCGAAUCCGAGCCAUCUGGCAAGCAGUGGGACGUCGUAAACCGAUUCGACCAGCACGAGUCUCUGGCAUAUGGAGUCGAUUGGUCGUUCGCUCGGGGAAGCGUAGGCGGGGACACGUUGGUAGCGAGUUGCUCAUUCUACGACCAUAAAUUGCACCUUUGGAGGGGCUAG
Fomitopsis serialis is the source of this 1050-nucleotide messenger RNA. Its product is annotated as WD-40 repeat-containing protein. NCBI's taxonomy places the organism in Eukaryota, Fungi, Basidiomycota, Agaricomycetes, Polyporales, Fomitopsidaceae. Gene Ontology annotation, molecular function: protein binding. The record is from RefSeq and is a predicted model, not a curated record. The transcript has 9 exons. The coding region runs from base 1 to 1050 and encodes 349 amino acids.